Clupea harengus (Atlantic herring) is the source of this 2729-nucleotide messenger RNA. Its product is annotated as kelch-like protein 24. Lineage: Eukaryota; Metazoa; Chordata; Actinopteri; Clupeiformes; Clupeidae. The record is from RefSeq and is a predicted model, not a curated record. Gene Ontology annotation, molecular function: protein binding.
UUCGGAAAUUCAGAGAAGAAGACAUGGCGUCACGACUCCGCAUAAACAAUUUGGGGUCGACACUGGCAGAAAUGAGAAGAUCUGACUGCUAAAAAAAAUGCUUAAAAGGUGAAUGAUAGGAUGAUUGGUGCCUAUUUCUUCCAUAACCAGUGUAACAUAAAGAGCACAACAAUGGAAAUAUUGGCUGUGAACGUAUCGGCCACUUCCCCUGCUAUGGCCUCUCUUCCUCCAUCUCCCGUUCUGGAGGAGUCCGGUUUCCCCCUCGCCUCUUUGGACAGUGAGGAAUACGUGUUUGUAGAAGCACGCCAUCCCAACAAGGUGCUGGAAGGGCUUAACAGUCUGCGUCUGAACAAUGCCUUCUGUGAUGUGACACUGUGCUGCGGUGGACAGGAGUUCCCCUGCCAUCGCAUUGUGCUGGCCUCUUUCAGCUCUUAUUUUCAGGCUAUGUUCUCCACUGAUCUGAUGGAGUCGCGUCAAGAGCGCGUGGCUAUCAACGGUGUGGAGCCGCAGAUGAUUGGCAUGCUGGUGAGCUACGCCUACACGGCCGAGGUGGUCAUCUCCAAGGCCAACGUGCAGGCCCUCCUGGCUGCCGCCAACCUCCUGGACGUGAUGGCAGUGCGCGAGGCCUGCUGCCGCUUCAUGGAGCGUCAGAUGGACGAGAUGAACUGCGUGGGCAUUCACUGCUUCGCCGAGGCCCACUCCUGCCACGAGCUGGAGCGCCGCAGCAUGGAGUACAUCCAGCAGCACUUCAGCACCGUCUGCCAGCAGGAGGAGUUCCUGUCUCUGUGUGGUGACAAGCUGACGGAGAUCAUCUCUAGCGACCACCUGAACGUGCCAAAAGAGGAAACGGUGUUUGAGGCAGCAGUGCUCUGGCUAAACAAGACCACGUCUCGGAGGCAAAGCUUUGAGAAGGUGCUUGAACACAUUCGCCUGCCCCUCAUAAGCCCUUACUACAUCCAUGAUGUCAUUGAGUCUCUGGACGUGGUGAAGGAAUCCCUCAAGUGUCAGCGGCUCAUCUCUGAGGCCAAGGACUACAUGCUGCUGCAGGACCGGAGAGGAGAGCUCUACGGCCCCAGAGCUCGGCCACGCCGCUCUACAGGCACAGCUGAAGUGAUCGUGACUGUUGGCGGAGAGGACGACAAGGUGGUUCUGCGAAGUGUGGAGAGCUUUGACCCCCUGACCAACCAGUGGAAGAGCCUUGCUUGUCUUCCAUUUGCUGUUAGCAAACACGGAUUAGUUGUAUCUGGUUCCAUGUUAUAUCUGGCCGGAGGGGAGUUCCCAGAUGGCUCAGCCAGCCGGGAGAUGUGGCGCUAUGACCCCUGCUUUGACUCCUGGCAGGAGAUGGCCCCAAUGAAUGUAGCACGCUCCGAACUAGGCCUAGUCAUGUUGGAUGGAUAUGUGUUUGCUGUGGGGGGCUGGGAGGGCCGCUCUCGCCUGGACACAGUGGAGUGCUACAAUCCCCGCACCAACAGCUGGCAGUUCAUGGAGUCAGUCAAGAUGGCGGUCACCAGCCCUGCUGUGGUAGCACUAGAUGGUCUCCUCUAUGUCACAGGUGGAGCUGUUCUUGAGGAUGGAGAUGGCACAGAUCUAGCACAGGCGUACAACCCAAAAACGUGCGCGUGGACAGAGGUAGCCCCCAUGCAGAUUGCUCGCUCUGGGUCUGCUGCCUGCACUCUGAAGGGCAAGAUCUUUGUUAUCGGGGGCUGGCAUGCUUCCACUGAGAACACAGACAAGGUGGAGUGUUAUGAUCCCAAGACCAACCAGUGGACCAUGUGUGCUCCCAUGAAGGAGCGGCGGUACCGGCCCGGUGUGGCCGUGGUGGACGGGAAGAUUUACGUUCUGGGGGGAGAGGAGGGGUGGGAUAGGUACCAUGACACAAUCGAACGGUAUUCUGAGGAAACAGACUGCUGGGAGAUUGUAGGGGAGAUGCCCACCAGCCGUAGCUGGCUAAGCUGUGUGUCCAUGCAACUGAGGAAGGACACCCGAGGUGGCAGCUGUCCUGGGACCGCCGCCGAGACGGAGUUCCCUGACGUGGACUGAAGGCCUCGGGUUUGUGGUCGUGCAGGGGCAAAUUCUGGCAGCACUUCGCUUGCUGAGGAGCAAGAUGACGACAUGCUGUUCCACCGGAGUGACAGCCAUAGAUGUGUGUCGCAGUAAGAGGCACCCACUCCCUGUUGUUAUACAUGGGCGGUCGCUGAAACAAACUCAAAUGAACCCUUCUGGAAAAGUCCAUGCACACAUGCCUUUUCAGGUGGAGCCAUUCCAUUAUCCAAGGGUGAGUUGGAGGAACACACACAACCCAUGUGUGCAUAUUCUAUUUUCUGUGGUUGUAGAGUCAUCCCAUUCUGCUCUGGAGUACAACGUGAUGUGAACAUAGGCCCUUAGGGCUUGGAUUUGUAGCGUCCAUUUAUGUAUUAUUGUGACUUUUUUUCUGUAGUCUUGUGUAGUGUUUUUGUACAGUAUUUUCUAUCGUGAUAAUUUUGUAUUUAUGAGUUGCUUCAGUAAGUGCAUAUAGUACGUUUUUCUUUAUGGUCACGCCUGCUAUUCAUCAGCAUAAAGGAGAUGCCACGCCAAUGGGUUCUUAACAUCACUGGAAUAUUAGUGCUUUAAGACAGUCAGGUUAUUACCCUUGAGUUAAGGGUGUGUAUAUGAAUCAGUUUUGUUUAAUGUUCAAACCUCAAGAAAUCUACCUGGAAUAUGUGUGCUAAUAAAUUCAAUACUGAACAACA